CAUAAAGUCUUAUAUUUUGCUCUCUAAGGAACAAUUUCCAUACAAAGCAAAGAGGUUGUAGAACUCCCACAAUGGUUCUGCUGCAACGGUUAGGACAAGGCGUUAGAAACAUUCCAGGUCGCUGUAAUUCAGAGAUAUUCUCAAGGCAAACAGGCAUUCGUCGUAGAAUAAUCCUCACCAAUGCUAUCCACUACACAAGUUUAAUCACCAAACCAAAGUCAAAAGUUGAGGCCAAAGUAGACUCUGCCCUCAAACAUAGUUUGGCCGAGAGGGAUCGAAGAAAGCGGAUCAACAAACAGUUUGAUAAGCUCCGCAACAUCCUUCCAAACUUGACCAAAAUAGAUAAGGCAUCAGUGUUAACGGAGGCAGUCUGGCGAGUUAAGGACCUGCAGAAGAAAGUAGAAGGGUUGAAAGCAGCUAGUCAUGGAAGAAUGGCUCGUGUGCUACCUGGUGAAACGGAUGACUUUAGUCUGCUUUACUUUGAGAACAAUGGUGGGUUCGUGAAGGCAACUUUCAGCUGUGAUGACAGGCGAGAUCUGGUCCCUGAUCUGACAAAGGCAUUGCAAUCGGUGAAAGGGCAGGUGGUGAGGACUGAGAUGGUGGUGGUCGGUGGGAGGAUUAAGGGGGAGCUAUGGAUGAAGGGGGUCAGCGGAAAUGAGGCGAUGCGGGUGCUCAAGAGGGCGUUGCAGAUGGUUGUGGCUAGGCCUAAUUUAUCGGAUUGUGCUCAAUGAUCAUUCGUUGUAAAUAUAAAGAAAAGUAUCUCAAAAUUCAGACUCAGGAUUGAAGAACUUGUUCUAAGAGAGGCAUGAUUGUUAAUAUACUCUCCCUUACUUU
Molecule: messenger RNA, 834 nt
Organism: Rubroshorea leprosula
Lineage: Eukaryota; Viridiplantae; Streptophyta; Magnoliopsida; Malvales; Dipterocarpaceae
Source: the annotation of a GenBank genome assembly